Molecule: messenger RNA, 597 nt
Organism: Seminavis robusta
Lineage: Eukaryota; Bacillariophyta; Bacillariophyceae; Naviculales; Naviculaceae
Source: the annotation of a GenBank genome assembly
AUGGUCCCAUUUCUCCGAUCAACACCGAUAGAGACCUCAGCAACUACAAUCAUCAACAACAACAGCAACAACAUGGUAUUUGGAUGGAUGUGUUACCAAAGGCGCAAUGCUAACGAGAGCGUUGACUUCACCGAAGCCUCUGCGUCGGAUGCCGAUGCUUUGUUCGGUUCCAAUUCCAUCUCGGACGACAGCCUUUCGUUUCAGAGGUCUGAUCAAGUUCUCUGCGUCGUAACUUACCUUGAUUUGACCAGUUAUCUCAGCCCCGAUCUCUUCACCAUGGCUCCCGUAAACAUUCAUGGCUACCCCCGAGGCGCAGGAAGCAGUGGAGGGGAGAGAUCUGGACCCCACCGCUAUGUACUGGCAACAGUCACACAAGUUCACCGUGAUGGGGAUGGCCGAUGCUGCUCUUAUACAGUGAAGAGGGCCGACACGGGGACAGAGCAGAGAGCUGCAAGAGAAUGGCUAGAGCCUUUGGGAAACCCAGAGGGUAUAGAAGCGGCUACACUUGCAGCUGCAAUAACGACAAGAUCCAAAAAGGAGGAACGGCCCAAAACUCCAGCUCGACGGCGUUCCCUGCUGACUUGGGCUGGUAGAUAA